Molecule: messenger RNA, 602 nt
Organism: Alligator mississippiensis (American alligator)
Lineage: Eukaryota; Metazoa; Chordata; Crocodylia; Alligatoridae
Gene: RPS18
Product: ribosomal protein S18
Exons: 6
Coding region: 108-566 (152 amino acids)
Biological process (GO): translation
Cellular component (GO): cytosol; ribosome; small ribosomal subunit
Molecular function (GO): structural constituent of ribosome; RNA binding
Source: RefSeq, a predicted model, not a curated record
CAGCCCCGACCGGAAGCCGCGGAGCCCCUUGGGGGGGUGAAUACCGGGCACUGCGUCACUUCCCCUUUCUUUUCCGGACGGGGCUGGAGCGGAGCGGAGCGGGCACCAUGUCGCUCGUGAUCCCCGAGAAGUUCCAGCACAUUCUCCGCGUGCUCAACACCAACAUCGACGGGCGGCGCAAGAUCGCCUUCGCCAUCACCGCCAUCAAGGGCGUGGGCCGGCGCUAUGCCCAUGUGGUGCUCAGGAAAGCAGACAUUGACCUGACCAAGAGGGCCGGGGAGCUGACGGAGGAUGAGGUGGAGCGCGUUAUCACUAUCAUGCAGAACCCCCGGCAGUACAAGAUCCCCGACUGGUUCCUCAACAGGCAGAAGGACAUCAAGGAUGGCAAAUACAGCCAGGUGCUGGCCAACGGGCUUGACAACAAGCUGCGUGAGGACCUGGAGCGGCUGAAGAAGAUCCGGGCGCAUCGUGGUCUGCGUCACUUCUGGGGGCUACGUGUGCGAGGCCAGCACACAAAGACGACAGGCCGCCGCGGCCGCACUGUGGGUGUCUCAAAGAAGAAGUAACCUGUUCCCUGUGUAUGUAAUAAAGUGCUGUUCUCA